AUGCGAGCCUGCAAUGGCUGCAGAAAACGGAAAAUAAAGUGUGACGCUGCCACAACGAAUACCUGGCCCUGCUCAGCUUGCACUCGCUUGAAGCUCGUAUGUGUCCCUCCUACCAUUGGACAGGAUAGCGACUUCCAAUCGGAGCAAGGUCUUGAGGCAACUUCAAUGGGCGCCUUAGGAGCUUCUCAAGCGAAUUCAGCCUCGCAUUAUUCCUAUUCAGUGCCUCAGAGCUUCGGCGCUGGAAUCCAGCCUACUGCUGGAAAUAGUCAGCCCUAUAGCGACGGUGCCGGAAUCAUGCCUCAAUACGCCCCAAAUGGUCCCACCCAACACAAUAUCUAUGAAGUACGGUCAUCGCAUUUACCCGUAACAGGCCAUGCCUACCAGCACGCCCAAGUAUUUCCUACCACUCCAAAUCACGGUCUUGAUAACUCGAAUACUGGCAUUUUCCCGGACGAUGAUCAAUCUACUGCCGAGAACCUUAGCGAAGUUUUGGGUGAAUUGAAAAUCGAUGAAACUGGUAUCGCACCCUAUAUUCGACAACAACGGAAAGAGCGAUUGGAAGCGGAAGCUCCAGUUCAGGAUGAAAUUGAGGAAAGACUGCCACCUCUAAGCACCGGGGCAGGCUCCACCAUCCGUAUUCCCCCGGAGCUAAUGCCCUCCGAUGACGAAGUGAUGAAUUACUUCAAGAUUUACUUUGACGAUAUACAUCCUUACAUUCCCGUGGUUCAUCGAUCUCAUCUUUACUACCAAUGGCAGAAUGAACGGAAUUCCAUAUCUCCUCUACUCCUCGAAGCACUUUUCGCUUGUUCCGGAAGGUUAUCAGACGAUCCGGCUCAGGGCGCACAGUGGCUCGCAUUGGCAAACAGACAUGAGUCCAGUUUCAUGGAUGUACCACGCUUAAGCACCAUUCAAGCUUUGCUUUUGCUAUUGAAAGCUCGAGAGUCACUGCCAAAGAAGGGUUAUUAUUAUCGUUCAUGGCAAACUGUGAAGACAAUCGUGUCGAUGUCGAAGGACUUAGACAUCCAUGAACAUUACAAUACCCACGCAGAGGGCAGGCCUUGUGAGUUGGAUUCAGUGGAAUGUCUUGUGCAGACAAGAAUAUGGCAAGCCCUCUUGGUUGUCGAAGUGAUGAUCGGUGCACCACAAGGUAUGUCGAUAUCUGCUUCGUUGGCUUUGACUGCUUUGGUUGAUUGCGUUAUCUUGUUAGGUCGAUCGGAUUACGGGGUAGACCCGGAGACUGUCGAUAUGCGGCCGACUCUAGAUAUCGAUGGUCUCGACCAGUUCGAAAUCGACCGCUCGAGGCAAUAUGCAUACUUUGUCAGAAACGCCUAUCAUAUCCGUUUGAUCACCGAUAUAUAUCACAAAAUCAAGAAACAGAAAGACUGGGGAGCGAAUCCCAGAUUUGUUGAAAAAAACCCCCUUUUUACCGAUUGGCUCCAAAGCCUCCCUCAAGACUUACAGAUUAAUUAUCCUAGCGAUGGUUCGCCGCCAUGGAUACCCUCACAUUUUGUUGGAAAUAUGCACUCGCAUUGCCAUCUUGGCAUCAUCUUACUACAUCGACCACAAUUGUUGGCAUCCAAGUCCUUUGCGGCCGGUGGAGGAUGGAAGAUUCACAUGGCGUUGUGCUAUUCCUCCGCAAAAAGCCUGUGUAGGCUUCAGGAAGGUAUAUUAGAGCGUUUCGGUCUGCGCGGUCUUCUGUUCAUGCAAAGAGGUAUCAAUUUCGCAAUAUACUGCAUUCUGACAUGCACUAUGCUGCAUCUGAUUGCUAUUACCUCCCCUGAUCCUCAUUUUCAUACCGAUGCGAGGGACUACUUCACACGUCACAUGCGUAUCCUUGAGAAAUGUUCUUCGGCUUGGCCUAUGCCUGAAAUACAGGCACAGAUUGACUCCCUGCGACUCGCGUUCUCCGCUGACAUCAAUCGCCCUUUCGAACUAAAAUCUACAUUUCCUUACGGGAGUCCCUCAGAACCGUACCAUCCGAGCCCACCACUUGGGUCAAGUUACCAUGCUCAAUUGGACCAGGUUCCGAGUAACGUGCAGAAUAGAGUGUGUUAUGCUUACCCAAUGACGCCGCCCAUAUCGGCUGGCACUGAGGACUCAAAGUCUGACUCAUGUCAGCUUCAACCUAUGGGCAUGCUUGCACCGCACCCACAUCACAGUCAUUCGGUAGAUGGUCCGUUAGUUGACGAAAAUAACUGGGAUCCCACUCGAAUCAUAAACCAGUGGGACCUGGCAUUCCCUGUCGCCCCUUCAAAUGUGAAUACAAACUCGCCGCCCAUGGGCAUAGGCCAGUCUACACAAGGAACCACUGGUGUAUCAAACCAGUUUCCCGUUCACUAUGAGGCACCGAAAAUGUCAUCGAUCGCAACUACCCAACCUCUUCCUCAAACUCAGUUCAAUGGACACACAGUCCUAUUUACAGCACGUGACUGGCAACAGAGUGUUGCUAGUGUAUAUGAUCCUAAUGGCUUGAAACGGAGGUGGGCACACUCCAUCGACACUACCGAGCAGAGUAACACCAAACGUCAGCGAGAAUCUUGGACUUGUUGGUCUCGUUCUCUCACUAUUGAAUUAGUCUCUCUUUCACUUCUAGGCCAUGCUAAUUGUAGGGCCACGGCUCCCCAUACGAGCUCGAGAGGGUCAGAUCUCCAGAGAUCAAUGCUUCGACUUGCCAGCCUCAUAGUCAACAAUGUAGUUUAUGUCUAG
Molecule: messenger RNA, 2706 nt
Organism: Aspergillus fumigatus Af293
Lineage: Eukaryota; Fungi; Ascomycota; Eurotiomycetes; Eurotiales; Aspergillaceae
Source: RefSeq, a predicted model, not a curated record